ACCCACGUCGUUGUCCCUAACCAAAAAGUUGCCAUGUCCAGAGUCUUACUUUUUGGUCCAUUCCAGACCCUCACCGUUUCGCCUCUGCCUCUGCCUCUGCCUCUGCUUCUCCUGCAUUGGCUCCAUUCGUGGGUCGCCGCGUCUCAAUGUCUGACCCUUAUGAGUCGCAGUUAUGGCCGAACGAGUUCGCCGGCGCCAAUGCCGGCGAAGAGGAGAACGUGAGCAGAAAGGCGGCGGAAUUUUUUAUGGGUCUGGGGGAGAUGAUGGUGGGGUUCGGGAGAGCGUGCAGGGACAUCGUGAAGCAGAGUGUUCUGAAGGAGGACUUUUAUGUUGUGAGGAAGUUGGGGGGUCCUUGCUCGAAGGCUUGCGAGAGAUUGAGCUUCUUGAAUGAGUAUUUGCCGGAGGAUCGAGAUCCCGUGCACGCGUGGUCGGUGAUAUUAUCGGUUUUCUUCGUCGCUCUUGCAGCUUUAACUUUCAAUGCUAGAGAUGAUACUUACACCCCAUUGAAGAAAGUGUGUACACACCCUCCUAAUGCUAGCCGUAUAUUGCUUCCGGAUGGUAGAUACUUGGCAUAUCAGGAGCAAGGUGUUCCAGCUGAAAGAGCUAGAUUUUCUAUGAUUGCUCUGCAUUCUUUUCUUUCCUCCCGUCUUGCAGGAAUACCUGGAAUCAAGACCUCAUUGUUGGAAGAGUUUGGCAUUCGUUUAGUAACAUAUGAUCUUCCUGGUUUUGGGGAGAGUGAACCUCAUCCGGAUAGAGACCUUCUGUCAUCGGCUAUGGAUAUGUCAUACUUAGCAAAUGCUGUUGGUAUUCAAGACAAGUUCUGGGUGGUGGGAUUCUCUGGUGGAAGCAUACAUGCUUGGGCUGCAAUCAGAUAUAUUCCUGACAGACUUGCAGGUGCUGCAGUAUUUUCUCCAAUGGUUAAUCCAUAUGAACCAAGGAUGACUAAGGAGGAAAAAUAUAGAAUCUGGAACAAGUGGCCAGCCAAGAGGAAACUGAUGUUCUUCUUAGCCCGGAGGUUUCCUAGAUUUCUUGCAUACUUCUACCAUCAGAGUUUCUUAUGUGGAAUGCAUGGUCAAAUCGAGAGAUGGUUGUCACUGUCGUUGGGAAAGAGGGACAGAGCAUUGGUACAGAAGCCAAUGUUUGAGGGAUUCUGGCAGAGGGAUGUAGAAGAAUCCAUCCGGCAGGGAAUUGCAAAACCAUUUGUAGAGGAAGCUGUGUUGCAGGUAUCAAAUUGGGGGUUCAGCCUUGCAGACCUUAGAAUGCUAAAGAAACGCCAAGGAAAAGAUGUCCUGCACUGGCUCAAGUCUUUGUAUAACCAGGAGGAGGAAUUGACUGGCUUUCUUGGCCCAAUACAUGUAUGGCAGGGUAUGGAUGAUAGGGUCAGCCCACCAUCAAUGGCAGAUUUUGUUCAACGUGUUGUCCCAGGAGCCAUGGUACAUAAGAUCUCCAAGGAGGGUCAUUUCACCUAUUUCUAUUUCUGCGAUGAAUGCCAUAGAAACAUAUUCACUACGCUCUUUGGGACUCCUGAGGGUCCCCUCAACAAUACUGCUGAAGUAGAACAAACUCUUGCCGAAGCAGAUGCAGAAGACAAGGAGAAGGUAACUUUUGGUGAUACCGUGCCAAACUAGAAUAAUUUUGUUAACUAAAUUUAGAGAAAAGGAGCCCAUUGUACAUAAAACAGGUUUGCUCCAUUAAUCAUGCAGCAAGAUUGUAUAGAAGUGAAUCACUAGUUCUGUACCAGUUCUUGGGCUUGCUGAGGAGGUGCAACUGCGUGUUAAACAUUUGGAGUCAAUAAAAGGGAAAUGAUACACCAAAAUUGAAUGUA
This is a messenger RNA of Malania oleifera, 1825 nucleotides long. RefSeq lists its product as uncharacterized. Bases 147 to 1628 code for a protein of 493 amino acids. The transcript is spliced from 6 exons. NCBI's taxonomy places the organism in Eukaryota, Viridiplantae, Streptophyta, Magnoliopsida, Santalales, Ximeniaceae. The record is from RefSeq and is a predicted model, not a curated record.